Molecule: messenger RNA, 1963 nt
Organism: Pararge aegeria (speckled wood butterfly)
Lineage: Eukaryota; Metazoa; Arthropoda; Insecta; Lepidoptera; Nymphalidae
Product: cytochrome b-c1 complex subunit 2, mitochondrial-like
Exons: 9
Coding region: 1-1926 (641 amino acids)
Cellular component (GO): mitochondrion
Molecular function (GO): metal ion binding
Source: RefSeq, a predicted model, not a curated record
AUGAAAAAGCUGUCUCAAAUCUUAUAUCAAUAUAGAAGUAACAGAAGCAUAUACACAAGCAUGCUACUGCAGGAGGUCUGCUUCCCCCAGGCUGCGUAUGGGCCGACGGAGAUCCAGAAGACGAAAAUGCUUAACGGCAUCAAGAUCGUGGCGGCGAGGGUCUCUGGAGCACUGAUGACUGCUUGCACCAUUAUGUUCCAGGCGGGUUCCCGAUAUGAAACAAAUGACGACCUUGGCGCCACCCACUUCAUCCGCGCCAUGUCCUCUGGAUCUGGAAGUAAUUCAACCGCCUUCGCGAAACUCCGAGUAUUGCAGCAGCAAGGGGCUUAUUUAACCUGUACGUCGGACAGGCAGACCAUUGCCUUCACGCUAAGAUGUCCUACACCCCUAUUUACCACGCUGAAAGGUUAUUUGAUGGAUGCUGCAGCGAGAUGUUCGUACCACGAAUGGGAAAUAGAUGAUCGGAGGAUGUUAAUAACAGGUGAUCUAACCAGAAUGCCUGCAGAACAGCGCGUAUUAGACUUAGUUCAAAACGCAUGCUGGGCCGGCCCACUGGCCAACUCUAUGUUCUGCGAAAAGGAAAGAAUUGACAGCAUUACUUCGGAUACGUUGAUGAAUUAUGCAGCAUUGAACUUUAAGUCCAUUCACUGUGCUGUGGCCUCUGUAGGCAUACCGUUUGAGGAAACCAUUGAGCUGGCCGAAAUGAUUGACUCUAGGGUCCGAGCCACGUCUGAACAAUGCCACCCUCAACCUUGCUUUCGCAGUGGUAUUGAGACCCACGACCUGGGCCCCGGCAGCGACACCUGGAUAGCGGUAGCUGUGCGCGGCUGUGGAACUAAUAAUGUUAACAAUCUUUUUAGACAUGCUAUAGUAGCAUCGGCGUGUGGCACCGGCAACAUGACUCAGGGGCAGCACAGCUUGGAUCGAACUCCUCAAGGACCGAACGGAAUGUUGUCCCAGGGCGAUCUCUUUGCUGAUUACGGAGCGUUCAACAUCUCCUAUGCGGACACUGGUAUUUUCGGAGUAGUUGCUAAAUCUAAAGCAGCCACAGCCUGCCACGUCGCCUACCUCGCAUCGGAUUUCCUGGCUAACGUUUCCAAACUGAAUUCACAACAUAUUGAAGAUGGAAAAAAGAGACUGCAAUUAAGUCUCGCGUUACACGACGAGGACUCCGUAAAGGCCUCGCAAGGCCUCGCCUUGCAGGCCCUCAACUGCACAUCCAUAGACACCGCAGACAAAUCCAUCGCUAUGGUCGACGCUAUUCCCAACGAAGAUGUCGCUGCCGCUGCGGAAACGCUGGCGGCUAACCAUUUACGGCUCGUGAACUUAAAGACCGCUCUAAAUACCUUAAAGGAGAACAAAACAACAGCGCAGUUGAAACCAAAAAUAGACGUAAUAUCGAAAGCGAAAAAUUUGACUUUUGCUCCUAGAUGUAUUAAUUUUGAGAUCAAUGAACAGCCUAAUGGGGUAAAGAGAAAGCAAGAUCCUCUAUCCUACAUACCUAUAAUAAAUCCCCGGUCUAUCUUACCUUUGAUUGACACAAAUUGGAAGAAGGAUGAGAUCGGUUUACCCGCACUGCAACAAGAAGAAAAGCAGGCAGUCCGUCUGAUUGUAAUUCGUAGGAAAAAGAUGAAAAAGCAUCAGAGGCACAAGCUGUGGAAGAGGAUGAGAUAUCGCUGGGCCAGGGUUAAGAAAAAUCGCCGCAUAAAAAAGGAGAAGAUCUUUCAAAAUGAGCUACUAGCAAUGGUGAAGCAGGCCAAUGAGUUCUCAGCAGAGCAAUACGUAUCAGGCAAGCUGCAGAAGGCCAACCAUACACCGCUGCCCACUCGCUGGCGUCACAAGAGACUACCAGAGUUCAUUAUAAGACAACUACUGGGCAUUGAUAAGAAGAUCAACUACAAACACACUGAUGUUUAUAAAGCUUGAAUUUGUAGAUUUAAUAAUAUAAUAUUAUAGUACUGUU